Messenger RNA from Rotaria sordida, 435 nucleotides. The record is from the annotation of a GenBank genome assembly. Lineage: Eukaryota; Metazoa; Rotifera; Eurotatoria; Philodinida; Philodinidae.
AUGUUUAUUGACAAAUCAAUUACUGUUAAUAAAUGGGCAACGGAAUUAGAUCCAAUGUAUUCAACCUUAUCAACAUCAAAAAGAAAUAAAAUGAUACAUUACGCAAUAUAUGAUUGUUUUGCAGCAACAUGUUUAAUCCGACCUGUUACAUUAUAUUGGACAUUUCAACAGGUAACAAAAAUUAAUAUUCUUGAUUCAUUUCAGGUAUUACCAUCAUCAUCACGAGCAAAUAACAAUCCAACAAAUACAAAUAUUAAUCAACAAAUAAUUAAGAAUAUUAAUGAUGAUAUUGGAUUAAUCUCCGAUGAUGAUGAAAUAACAGUUAAUCAAUGUAUUAAAAUUACUAUUAAUAAUGAUAUGUUAUAUGAAGAAAUUUCAAAUGAUGAUAAUGAAUUAAAUAAAGCAUUACCAUCAAAUAAUAAUGAAUCAUUAUAA